Entrophospora sp. SA101 is the source of this 1755-nucleotide messenger RNA. The record is from the annotation of a GenBank genome assembly. Lineage: Eukaryota; Fungi; Glomeromycota; Glomeromycetes; Entrophosporales; Entrophosporaceae.
AUGUCUUCUUCUACAACAGACCGAUCUAAAAAAAUCGGCAAUGCUCAGUCUUCAAAUAAUGUCCAAUCAACUAGAUCAAAUUCCAAUAACGAUAAUAACAACAACACAAAUAGCUCUACUAAACAACCUGAUACUGCAACAAAUGACUAUUAUUCAAAUGUUGGUGGUAAAAGUUUACCAAGUUUGUCUAAAAUAACUCAAUCAUGGCCCUUAGGUUCGAAUAUGGAAUUACGUGUUUAUAUAUCAGAAGAUGAGGAAUUCAGUAAAUUUGAUGAUGCAUUAGCAUUAGUUUUACAUGAAAAAAAUAUUGUUUUUGGAGAUUGGGAUGAUGAAAUAGAAAAAUUUGUUGAAAUCACGCCUUCCAAAAAUGUUCAAAAUAAUGGUACACUUUACGCUCAUAUUUAUCUCACACUUGAUAAAUCUCCACCUAAUCCUAAUCACCCAGCCUUUCAAAAUAAUAUGAGCGUUUAUAAAAAAAAGGUCAUUACAAGAUAUCAUCCUAAACGUAAAAUAAUAAAAACGAAAAAUCUUAUUGGUGGUAGUGUUGAUGGUGAUGAAGAAGAAAACGAAAAUGAUACAGAGAUUGAACAAAUAGAUUCUAAAGAAACACCAAUUGUUUCAUAUUGGGCUCAAAAUUUAACUUUAAAUAUUGUAUCUGAUGAUGCAGUAGUUCCAUAUACUCAAUUACCUCCAGCGAUUAAACCACUUGUUCAACUUGAUCCAAUAAAACCUAGUCAAUAUCUUCCAAUAUUAUUUAUAAAUGAUUUCUGGAUUUUAAAAGAUCAUUUGUCACCAAUCAAUGAAACUGUCAAAACAUUGCCUUUGACUAUAAAAUAUUAUCCAAUAUCAUUUUUUAAAUUUCAAGUUUACGUACAAAUGGACGAAUCAUUCCAACGACAGGCGGAGUUCAUGGGAGCUGAUGCAAAUAGUGAAUUUGAUGAGAUAAAGAGAAUGUUUAAGGAAACUAACCCUAUUCUAUUAGGAGUGACCUUUACGGUUUCUAUUUUACAUAGUAUUUUUGAAUUCUUGGCUUUUAAAAAUGAUAUUUCUCAUUGGAAGAAUAAAAAGGAGUUGACUGGAGUAUCAGUCAGAACUAUUUUAUCAAAUAUUUUUUUCCAAUUAGUAAUAUUUUUGUAUUUAAUCGACAAUAAUCAAGAUACAAGUUGGAUGAUAUUAAUUGGUCAAGGUGUAUCUGUUGCUAUCGAAGUAUGGAAGAUUAAGAAAGCCAUUGAUGUUGAGAUUAAGCCCACACAAAAUAAAUUCAUGCCAUAUUCGAUAAAAUUUGUUGAUAAACAUAAAUUAUCAGAAACAGAAGCAAAAACCAAAGAAUAUGAUCAAAUAGCAUUUCGCUAUUUAUCAUGGUUGGCAUAUCCUUUACUAUUUGGUUAUGCUAUUUAUAGCUUGUUAUAUGAUUCACAUAAGAGUUGGUACUCGUUUAUAUUGAAGACACUCGUUGGAUUCGUUUAUGCAUUUGGAUUUAUUAUGAUGACACCACAAUUAUUUAUUAAUUAUAAACUUAAAAGCGUUGCACAUAUGCCAUGGAAAACUUUAAUGUAUAAAACGCUUGGAACAUUUGUUGAUGAUUUGUUUGCCUUUUGUAUAAAAAUGCCAACAUUGCAUAGGCUAGCGUGUUUAAGAGAUGAUGUGAUAUUCUUUGUUUAUCUUUAUCAACGAUGGGCUUAUCCUACUGAUGAUAAACGAGCAAAUGAAUAUGGUCAAGUUGGUGAUGACGAUGAAAAAUUAAUCAUUAUCUAA